AUGUCUGGAAGAGGAAAGGGCGGUGGCGGUAAAGCUCGCGCGAAGGCGAAGUCCCGGUCGUCCCGGGCUGGGCUGCAGUUCCCGGUGGGCCGUGUUCACAGGCUCCUGAGAAAGGGUAACUAUGCUGAGCGUGUGGGUGCCGGAGCGCCGGUCUAUCUGGCUGCGGUGCUCGAGUACCUGACGGCUGAAAUCCUCGAGCUGGCCGGUAACGCGGCCCGGGACAACAAGAAGACCCGCAUCAUCCCCAGGCACCUCCAGUUGGCCGUGCGCAACGACGAGGAGCUCAACAAGCUGCUGGGAGGGGUGACCAUCGCUCAGGGCGGGGUGCUGCCUAAUAUCCAGGCCGUGCUGCUGCCCAAGAAAACCGCCGCUGCGGGCGUCACUAAAAAGUGA
Messenger RNA from Stegostoma tigrinum, 393 nucleotides. Its product is annotated as late histone H2A.2.2-like. NCBI's taxonomy places the organism in Eukaryota, Metazoa, Chordata, Chondrichthyes, Orectolobiformes, Stegostomatidae. Gene Ontology annotation, cellular component: nucleosome. The record is from RefSeq and is a predicted model, not a curated record. Bases 1 to 393 code for a protein of 130 amino acids. The transcript has a single exon. Gene Ontology annotation, molecular function: structural constituent of chromatin; DNA binding; protein heterodimerization activity.